UCGCAAACUCGAAGUCGUCAGAUUUGCAAACGCUUACUUCACUUUUCCAUGAAAAUAAUACACAAUUCGAUUUCUUCGAACAUUAUCACAACAAAUAUCAUUUCUUUAACGAUCAAAGAUAUCAACAGUAUAUCAGAAGAAAAAAAAUUCUACUCUUUCGAUACGCAAUAUCGUUUAUUCAUCGAAAAAUCCAUAUUCUUUGAGGGAAGCUCAAACAGGUAAUUUCGUCCAAUUUUCUUAUCCUUUUGUAAAAAUUCAAAACCCUAUUCCAUAAUCCCCGCAUGUAAAAAAAAAAAAUUAAAAUCGUUUCACGGUAAUUCGAUUCGACGUCGAAUUCGCGGAUAUUUAAAUUUUUAAACACGCAAGCGCAAUGAAGUCUCGGAAAUCAUCACCGUUUCCAGUUACGCAGUGGAGUUACGCUCGAACCUAUCAUCCGUUCGACCGAUCAUUAAAAAAAAUGUCACGAACAAGGAACGCGGAAGAUGACAUGAGACACACCAUAUGGUUCGCUUAUAUGCUUCUGGGAAAGUUGGGCGCAUGGCCGAAUCGCGCCACAUCCUCCACGUUUUCGAAAACUUGGAAGAAUUGCAUUUUAAUUUUUAUGUGUUACUCCGUGCAACUAGUUAUACUGAUACCAGGCCUUCUGCAUUUUUUUUUGAAAGAGAAAGACAGCAGGAGAAAGGUGAAGAUAUUGAUACCGUUGAUAAACGGUUACCUGCAAUUGUGCAGAUACUCGUUGGUACUACGAUCGACGAACAAGUUAUGCUACUUGUUGAACGAGAUGAAGAAGGAUUGGAUGAACAUCUCGGAAGAGGAUCGCCUGAUAUUUCGUAAGAAAGCGAGUAUCGGGCACAAACUGAUGUCAGUGGUAGCGAUCACUAUGUACAGUGCAGGUUUGGGUUAUCGAACAUUCAUCCCCAUUUCGAAAGGUAGAAUACUUUUGCCGGAUAACACGACUAUAAGAUUGCUACCGUGCCCCGGUUAUUAUAUAUUCUUUAAUGAACAAAUUACUCCGAAUUACGAGAUAGUUUUCACAUUGCAAGUCAUCGGUGGACUACUUAGUUAUACAAUUAUGUGCGGUACGACCAGUAUGUGCGCCAUGCUUUGCUUGCAUGCGACCAGUUUGCUGCGUAUUUUAGUGAAAAAAAACGAGCUUACGAAACAGUCGGAUAUCAACGAGAGUGCUGUGCAUAUAAAAAUCACGGAUAUUGUUCGUUUUCAGACGAAAAUCAAACAAUUUUUAAACGAUGUUGAACACAUUACCACGUAUCUUUUUCUGCUCGAGAUCAUUGAUGAGACAGGCAUAGGAUGCGUGAUUGGAUACUGCGCUAUCACGGAAUGGGAAGAUAGCGAUGCCACAGCUGCGAUAAUCUAUCUUUUGUUAGAAGCAUCUGUAUUCGGUGUCACUUUCACGAUGUGUUACGUUGGCCAAAUUCUCAUUGAUGAAGGAAAUAAUGUAAGAAGAAUGUCCAUCACGAUAGAUUGGUACCGGUUUCCUGCGAAAGAAGCAAGGAAUUUAAUAUUAGUGAUCAUUAUGUCGUCUUAUCCAGUGAAACUUACAGCGGGCAAAGUUGUAGACAUAUCUUUAUCUACUUACACCGACAUCAUAAAGGCAACGAUGGGAUACCUGAACAUGUUAAGAAAAGUUACCUGAAUUGUUAUAUUUUAUAAAAUAGUAAUAUAUUUUUGAAUUUAAAACGAUUUUUCUAGGAAUUAAAGAAUUAUAUUAUCGUAAAAUAUUU
Apis florea (little honeybee) is the source of this 1742-nucleotide messenger RNA. Its product is annotated as odorant receptor 30a. The record is from RefSeq and is a predicted model, not a curated record. Gene Ontology annotation, cellular component: plasma membrane. Gene Ontology annotation, molecular function: olfactory receptor activity; odorant binding. NCBI's taxonomy places the organism in Eukaryota, Metazoa, Arthropoda, Insecta, Hymenoptera, Apidae. Gene Ontology annotation, biological process: detection of chemical stimulus involved in sensory perception of smell; sensory perception of smell.